Nymphalis io (European peacock) is the source of this 757-nucleotide messenger RNA. RefSeq lists its product as uncharacterized. The record is from RefSeq and is a predicted model, not a curated record. Bases 114 to 695 code for a protein of 193 amino acids. The transcript has 2 exons. Gene Ontology annotation, cellular component: nucleolus. NCBI's taxonomy places the organism in Eukaryota, Metazoa, Arthropoda, Insecta, Lepidoptera, Nymphalidae. Gene Ontology annotation, molecular function: RNA binding. Gene Ontology annotation, biological process: small-subunit processome assembly; endonucleolytic cleavage in ITS1 to separate SSU-rRNA from 5.8S rRNA and LSU-rRNA from tricistronic rRNA transcript (SSU-rRNA, 5.8S rRNA, LSU-rRNA); endonucleolytic cleavage to generate mature 5'-end of SSU-rRNA from (SSU-rRNA, 5.8S rRNA, LSU-rRNA).
AAUGUCAAACACAUGGAUUGUUUCUGGACUCUUAAGGUUUAAGCUACAAAGUUCAGAUAUAUUCGUAUAAAAUAUAAAGAUCUAAUUGCUUUUUGUAUGAAUAUAAUUAAGAAAUGCCCUUGAUAGAAAUGGAGCGGGUACCGGAAAAUGGUUCUGACUGUAAUUCUGAUUUAGAAAACAGCGCAGACGAUACUUCGGACAACGAUCAACUGCUCGCAAAACAGAAAAAAAGAAAACGUGGUAUUAUUUACUUGUCAACAAUUCCUCCAUAUAUGAACGUUGCCAAAAUUAGAGAAAUUUUUAGCCAAUAUGGUGAUGUUAAAAGAAUAUAUUUACAGUCAAGCGCUAAACCAGGUGAGAAAAGAAAACGAGUACCCAAUUUAUUUACUGAAGGCUGGGUUGAGUUCGAAAAGAAGAAAACUGCUAAAUCUGUUGCAGCUAAUCUUAACAACACACAAAUAGGUUCACGAAAAAAGUCCCGCUACUAUGACAUGAUAUGGAAUAUAAAAUACAUUCCAAGGUUCAAAUGGGUUCAUUUAAGUGAGAGGCUUGCAUAUGAGAGAGCUGCAAUGAAACAGAGAUUAAGAGCAGAAAUAUCACAGGCAAAGAAAGAAGCACAUUACUUGCAGAAUAACAUUGAAAAAAGCAAAAAAUUAAAAAGGACAAAAGUAAAGACAAAUGAAAGUAAUGAAUGAGGAAGCAAUAUACUUUGAAUGAUUUUUUGUAUGAAGUGUUUAAAAAUAAAUGGUUCAUAAGA